AUGAGUGAUUUACAAUGGAAGAAGCUGGAGGUCUUAGGAGCGGGUUCUUAUGGCACUGUUUAUCUUGGCAUUCUUGUUGAUGAACAAAUACGGUUUCAUAGCUUCAUUGCUGUGAAGAGCUCUAUUCCCAAACUGGCAUUCUCACUGAAGAAAGAGGAACAGAUUUUUAAAUCAGUUUGGGAAGGUGAAAGCGGUGGUUGCCAAGAAAUCAUUCAAUGCUUUGGAACUGAGACUACGGUAGAGCAUGGACUUUGCUUUUACAAUCUUUUCUUGGAGUAUGCUCCUCACGGUUCUUUAGCUGACUUGAUCCACAAGAAACCUCUUCCCGAGACCGAGGUGAGUGUCUAUGCACGCAUGAUUGUUAAAGGGCUUUCGCAUAUUUAUCGCAAAGGAAUCGUCCACUGUGACCUCAAGCCGGAGAACAUUCUUGUGUUUCCUUCAUUGGACAAAGAGAUUGCAAACUAUCAAUUGAAGAUUGCGGAUUUUGGAUUAUCGAAGACCAAAGAGGAGGAAGCAGAUGUUGAGUUGUGGAAGUCCAAGCCGAGAGGUACGCCGUUAUACUUGUCACCGGAAGCGUUUUCUGGUCAUAUUGAUGCUCCGAUGGAUAUAUGGGCACUUGGUUGCAUAGUGAUUGAAAUGCUCACUGGAUUGCCUGCCUGGGGUGAGAGCCCUUUGCUUAUUGAGGAGUUGAGGUACUUGGUUGAACAUCAUGAACUAUCACCCAAGAAGCCGCAGGGAAUCGGUUUUUUCUGUCAUGAUUUUCUGGAAAAGUGCUUUAUGAAGGAUCCUAGCAAGAGAUGGACUGCUGACAGGCUUCUUGAUCAUCCUUUCCUUUAUAUCACAAUGUUUCAUUCAUAUUAUCUUGCAACUUGGCUAUGA
Messenger RNA from Arachis stenosperma, 879 nucleotides. RefSeq names its product mitogen-activated protein kinase kinase kinase 20-like. Gene Ontology annotation, biological process: protein phosphorylation. Gene Ontology annotation, molecular function: protein kinase activity; ATP binding. Bases 1 to 879 code for a protein of 292 amino acids. The record is from RefSeq and is a predicted model, not a curated record. The transcript has a single exon. NCBI's taxonomy places the organism in Eukaryota, Viridiplantae, Streptophyta, Magnoliopsida, Fabales, Fabaceae.